AUGGCCACCAAGGGGAAGGGGAAUCCUUCAACCGACACGAUGGAGUCUAGCAAUGAAAAGACUUCAAAAAGACGACACCGUGCAUCGGUAGCGUGUGUCGCCUGCCGAGAGAGAAGGACGAGAUGCGUGGUUCAAAACGGAGAGACAUCGUGUUCGUCUUGCUUGGAGCUCAAACAAGAUUGUGUGAUUAAAGAUGAUGACCAGAGGAGAAAACCUGUUUCAAAGGCAUAUGUCAAUUUGCUAGAGGACCGAAUCAAUCAACUGGAAGCUGCGCUACGCGGCAAAGAGAGACAUGGUUCGGCUGAGAUACAAAAUUUCGCUGAUGAGAUUUCAAGUGGGAAUGAUUUCUCAGCGGGGUAUUUUGAGGCAGAGACCGACUUCGAUUCCGGAAAUCUUUCAUUACCGACCUUCUCAGUACCAGAUCCUGUACCAGAGCCAGAGCCAGAGCCAGAGCCAGAAAGCGUCCCUCAACAUGUCCCAGAGCCUAUGCCAAACCCUAUCCCAGAGGCUCUACCCGAGCCGCAUCUCCCUCGAACGAACAGUGUUUCUGAUAGAGACUCCAACAGUCCUCCUGAUGGUUCAAUUCGCAAGCCAAGCCCGGUUAGCAGGAGAUCUCCUACGAUCCAUAAACUUCUGUCUACCAGAGGCCAUCUCAGCUUCGAUCAACUCGCCGGUCGUCUCCGCUACUUUGGACCGACAAGAAAUUGCCAUGUAUUGUCCGUGACACAACUUCCAGAAGAGAGCCUGAGGCAUGCCCAGACUCGGGAAAGACGAACCCAGCGGGUGUUGUCAACCCUGUCAGAAGAAUCGCAUGAUUAUUUGAUGGGUAUAUUUUGGCAGUACUACAACUCUGUCAUUCAUGUUAUCGACCGAGAAGCGUUUGAGGAGGGAAGAGAUACUGGUGCUGGACCCUUUUACUCCGGGUUCCUCCAUAUCUGUGUCUUGGCAGCUGGUUACCGAUUUGCAGAUAAACAGCAACCGGACAUGCUUAGCCUUACGCUUCCUGAUAGAGAGAGUAUACUCCAUCGAGAAGCUAAGUAUAUGUUAGACUAUGAGAUGGAGCGACCAGGAGGAAUUCCGUUCAUUGGAGCGUUACUUCUACUCGGAGACCUGGAAGUUGGCUGUGGUCGAGAUAAUGUUGGCUGGCUGUAUUCUGGAAUGGCGUGUCGGCUGUGUUUCGAUAUCGGUCUGCACCUAGAUCGCUCCAAUUCUGGGCUCCCGGAAAAGGACAUUGAGAUUGGCCGUUUGACACUAUGGGCCUGUGUUGUGUAUGAUCGCUACUGGGCACUGUUUCUUGGUAGACCGACCGCACUGAAACCAGAGGAUCUAGAGAUAUACGACCUUUCCGAGAGAUUUGACCGGCUGGAAACUGGCCAAAUAGAGGGUGCAGAAAGGAAUAUCGAGACACAAAUCUACCAAGCACUGAUAGAAGUGAUGGAGCUUGCCGGCAAAAUUACCGAAAUCAUGGACAAGGUCUCAAGUCGAAGUGCCAACCUGGACCGAAUGCUUUAUCUUCGAAUGUCUGCUCUUGAUCGAGAGCUCGAGAAUUUGUAUAAAUGCCUACCGCCGCCGCUUCAAUACACCGCCGACAAUGUCCAAACAGCCCCAUUUUCUUUUUUCCUUCUCCAUCAGCAAUACUACUCGGCCACUAUACUACUUCAUCGCCAAUUCGCUCGCUAUGAUGAUAUUGUGGACAGUGGCGAGGAGGAGUCGGAGAAACCUGCUGAAUCCAUAAUUGACGCCAGCCACCUCUCAACAUUCUCCCGCGAGACAUGCACUAAAUGCGCGGGAAGAAUUGCACAGAUAUUCUGGCAGCAUCGACAACGAUUUGACACAAGAAAGAUCUUUGUAACAGGCCUACAGCACGCGGGAAAUGCGGCUACUGCGCUAGUGGCUGCCAUUUCCUCUUCCACGGACCGGGCUUCGAAAGACAAGAAUAUGAGAUACCUGGAAUGUAUCACGUUGGCAUUAAAAGAUAUGUCAGAGACCUAUCAGCCAGCAGAGCAGAUGGCAACUAUUCUGAAAGUCGUUCUCCUAGAGCUCAAAGAUCUUCAUUCCAAUCAUCAUCCGGUUAGUGUGGUUCCUGCCAGGCGAGGUAGCUCUGCAGAUCGAGAAGACGAGCCUGGCUUUAUACCUUCCAAGAGAGGACCAUCAUCCAGGCGAGCAAGGCUUACUGAAACUUCAUUGAUCCCAGUGAACUUUGUCGAUCACCAAUCUAAAAAUUCGCCCAACAAUCUGCUCUCGAUAUCUGCUCGUACACCACAACGAACUUAUGAGAAACAUCCGGGGUACAAUAUUGCCAAUGAAGAUUUUAUAGUCGUUGACAGCGAAUUGGCUACAAUUGAAGGCGCCUGGCCUAUAUUUAAUGGUACUGAGCCAUUAACAAUGGAUGAAGACAUGGAAAAUCACAUCUCACCCUGUGCAUUUCGAUCUGUCUGGGCGGGAGCCGACACGCCCUGCUUCACGCCACCCAACGUACCAAAUAUGAACCAGAGCUUUAUGCCCAUCGUAGAGGAUUCCGAAGAGGCAGCCACUGGUAAAGACAUGGGAGGGAUCGAGGCCACAGAGAGUUUCAGGGAUGGCAUUCCAAUGCCCGGCGGUGGUAUAAGCAUGGAAAUCACUGGACUAGAACAUUCUCCUCGUCAAUCUGACUCUCGUGACAAUAUAAUUCACGGGUACAAGCCCGCAGGCAAUUCUGCUGGGAAAAAUACAAUGCACAGGCGAGACAUGAUGAGACUCGAUGAUAUAUGGACAGAGAUCAUAAGUUGA
Penicillium manginii is the source of this 2769-nucleotide messenger RNA. RefSeq lists its product as uncharacterized. Gene Ontology annotation, molecular function: DNA binding; zinc ion binding; DNA-binding transcription factor activity, RNA polymerase II-specific. The coding region runs from base 1 to 2769 and encodes 922 amino acids. Lineage: Eukaryota; Fungi; Ascomycota; Eurotiomycetes; Eurotiales; Aspergillaceae. The record is from RefSeq and is a predicted model, not a curated record. Gene Ontology annotation, biological process: DNA-templated transcription; regulation of DNA-templated transcription. The transcript is spliced from 2 exons.